UCUCAGCGUCUCUGGAGUGGCAUGUGCAGUAGUAUGUAGCUUACAUUGACAGGAUGGAUUUCAAAUCAGAACUGCUCAAGUCCAUUUGGUAUGCCUUCACAGCUUUGGAUAAGGAGAAAAAUGGAAAGGUGUCCAAAUCACAGUUAAAGGUGUUAUCCCACAAUCUGUACACAGCCCUUAAUAUCCCCCACGAUCCUGUGGCGCUGGAGGAACACUUCCAGGAUAAUGACGAUGGGCCAGUCUCCAACCAGGGAUACAUGCCCUAUCUCAACAAAUACAUCCUGGCCAAGGCAAAUGAUGGGACCUUUGAUAAAGAGACAUUCGACGACCUGUGCUGGAUGAUGACAGCUAAGAAGAACUACAAGCCAAGCAUGGAAGCUGGACUGUGCUCCCGGAAAGAUGCUUUUAAACUAUGGUGUCUUUUUAACAUGUUAUCAGAAGACAGGUAUCCCCUUGUCAUGAUACCUGAAGAGGUUGAGUACUUGCUGAAGAAGAUCGCUUCAGCCAUGAGCUUGGAGUGGGAGCGGAAUGGGCUGGAUGACUCUUACUGCCAGGAUCCAACGCUACUGGACGGAAUGACGGUCUGGACAUUCCUGGAACUAAUGGGCUCUGGGAGACUCCUAAAAAGUGAAGGAACAGAGGCAGUGAGCCUGGCUGUGGAUGAAGUCUUCCAGGAAAUGUACCAUGAUGUGCUGAAGAAGGGCUACAUGUGGAAGAAGGGGCUGGUUCGCAGGAACUGGAAUGAGCGUUGGUUCGUGCUGAAGCCCUCAGUCAUCCAGUACUACGUUAGUGAGGACCUGAAGGAGAAGAAGGGAGAGAUCCUGCUGGACAAGAGAUGCAUUACGGAGGCUAUUCAGGAUAAGGAUGGCCGACGCUGCCUUUUCUGCGUGAAAACAACCAGCAGGACAUUCGAGAUUAGUGCGUCCGACCUGAAGCACCGUCUGGAGUGGAUGCAAGCGAUCCAAACAGCAAUUCGUCUCCUAGCCGAGGGGAAGAGGUCUCUACACAAGGAGCUGAAGUUGCGCCGGCGGGAGAACAGAGAGCAGAGCUCGAAGCAGAAAGAGGAGCAGCAGACUCUCCGGAACCUGCAGGACGAGAAGGAGAGGCAGAUCCGGGAGAGGGUGAGAGCAAGAGGACAGGUUCCUGUGAGGAAAAAAGACAAAAAUAUGUCUUGGAAUGAGCAGCUGUUGGCUGAGGGUCUCCAUAAAGAGGAGGAGGAGAGGGAGUGGGAGCAGCAGCAACUCAUGCAGCAAGCCCUGGAGAGCCAGCUCAGAGAGGCAGAGAAGGCUCGAGUUAACAUGGCAACAGAGAUUGCUCAGAAGGAGGCCGAAUCACAGAAGCAGCGAAUGCGAAUCCGGGAGCUGGAAAAGACCCAGCAGGCCUUGGAGAAAGCGUUGGAGGCAGAGAUCCAGGCAAGAGCGGAGGAGGAGAGGGCCAGAGACACACAGGCCAGUUUGCUGGAAAAGGAGGAAAACAAGCUGAAGCAACUGAACCGUCUGAAGGAGGAGCAGGAGGCUUUGUUACAGCAGACCCAGCAGGAGAAGCAUGAGCUACUGCAGGACAUGACAGAGAAGGCCCAGGCCGUAAAGGUGGCCAGCCAAGAGCUGGAGAAGCUGCAGGAGUCCAGGCAAAAGAGCAACCAGUUUCUGGAGGAAGCAAAAAAAAAGCUGUGCAGAGCCAGCUGCCAUGUGAAACAUUGGAACGUGCAGCUAAACCGUUUGAUGAAGCCCAUCUCUCCAGGAGGUCAUGCGGGACAAGAUAAGCCUGCGUUUAACACAGAGGUGCCAGUCCACCCAAGAGGGGUUUUCGCUAGCAACGAGUUCAUUGUUAAGAAGCAGCUCUGUAACACUGAUCACAAGCUGUCUGGAGCGCACAGUCCAAACAGCCAAUCCAUGUGGCCGUCUCGGCUGUAUUCUGAGGAGGAGGAGGAGGAGGAGGAGGAGGAGGAGGAAGAGGAGGUUCAGGAGCAGCUGAGAAAGGUCUCUCUCACGGAAACCAGCAGCACAAGAACCAACAGGUCCAAUCAUUAGACGGACUUGUGUACUAGAGCACAUAGCAAGAGACUCUGCAGAAGCAGAUCUGUAGAGAGAUUUCUUCAAGUCCAGUGCCACACUAAGUGUGUUAGACCUCCAGGGGUCACUCUAAAAAUAUAUGUUAAAGUGGAAUAAUGUCAGCAAUAAUAUCAUUUGUUUACAUCUAACCCUUCUACAUUGGAUUAAAACAUCCCAAUAAUAUAAGGCCAGCUAUAUUAUAUUAUAUAUCAUUUCCCAGAUUCAUUGAACAUUAUCUUUGACCUAGUGAUGGUUAAUCAUUCAAUAAACACUGCUGCAAAGUGUUUGGUAUAAAUGCAUAAUGUAUUUUGUAUUUCUAAAUACUGGCUUCACUCUUGUCAAAGCCUCCCACCACUGUGAACCCCGUGCUGUUUCAGGUGUAUCUGCUUAUGUUAUUCCCUCAUUCUUGUUGAAGUCCCCCCUCCUCUCGCAAAAUGCUAAGAACAAGCAGAAUCUCAGCUUCUGUUGGUUUAAAAAAAUAAGACAGACAUUUUUUAUUGAUUUAUUUUUAGAAUAGAAAGUUACUUUAACUGUCCAUUGGUAAACCAUUUAUAUG
This is a messenger RNA of Polyodon spathula (Mississippi paddlefish), 2607 nucleotides long. RefSeq names its product differentially expressed in FDCP 6 homolog. The record is from RefSeq and is a predicted model, not a curated record. The coding region runs from base 54 to 2030 and encodes 658 amino acids. NCBI's taxonomy places the organism in Eukaryota, Metazoa, Chordata, Actinopteri, Acipenseriformes, Polyodontidae. The transcript is spliced from 12 exons. Gene Ontology annotation, cellular component: cytoplasm; nucleus.